Messenger RNA from Drosophila takahashii, 508 nucleotides. RefSeq lists its product as uncharacterized. NCBI's taxonomy places the organism in Eukaryota, Metazoa, Arthropoda, Insecta, Diptera, Drosophilidae. The record is from RefSeq and is a predicted model, not a curated record.
AUGGAACAGGAAGACGAAGAUCCUAUAAAAUCUCUGGAAGCCAAAGCCAAAAUUUUGGAAACUGAACUAGCACUACAAAAUGCCGGAAUCGAGAACAACAGGCUUAAACUGGAGGUCACCAAGUUAGAAGAGAUCCUGGAAAAGCAGAGGAAGGUCCUGCAGAAGGCCGAGGACAACAGAAAGGAGGCUAAAUUGAUUUUCUCCACGUUGAUGGAUUUAAAGAAUGAUAAUGGGACGAACUUAAUAGAUUCCUUAGAUCCAGCAGAAAAAACCGUUUAAGAUGAACAGAACUCCCCCAGAAAUCCCCUAAAAUUUAGAAGACUGAUAUAUUUCAUACCCUUUAUCAUUGUACAAUCUUUCUAACAUAGUUUCUCUACAAUUAAAGUUCCCAUCGAUUAUAUUUUCCUUUUAAAAAAUGUUUAUUUACUAAAUUUGAAGACAGGACUUAAAAAUGUAAAAUUGUAUUCAAAACAAGCUGCAUACGAAUAAAUCUCUUAAUUAAAAUUAA